AUGCACCAGAAGGGCAACUCGAUUCGUCUCCUCACGGGCAACGCCCACCCCAAGCUCGCUGAGGCUGUGGCCGCACGACUCGGCAUCACGCUCACGCCCUGCCAUGUCUCCAAGUUCAUGUCGAAGGAGACCAGCGUGCAGAUCCACCAGUCUGUCCGUGAGGAGGAUGUGUUCAUCAUCCAGUCGCCGUCGCCCCCCGACAUCAACGACCACCUCAUGGAGCUGCUCGUCAUGAUCUCUGCGUGCAAGACUGCGAGCGCCAAGCGCAUCACCGCCGUCAUCCCGUGCUACCCCUACGCCCGGCAAGACAAGAAGGACAAGUCGCGUGCCCCCCUCACCGCCAAGCUUGUCGCCAACCUUCUCGCCGUCGCCGGCGCCGACCACGUUAUCACGCUCGACCUGCACGCCUCGCAGAUCCAGGGCUUCUUCGACAUUCCCGUCGACAACCUGUUCUCAGAACCCAGCAUGCUCUCGUACAUCAAGGCUCAGAUCCCCGACUGGCGCAACGCUAUCAUCGUUUCGCCUGACGCGGGAGGCGCCAAGCGCGCGACCGCGCUUGCCGACCAGCUCAACCUCGACUUCGCCCUGAUCAACCGCAAGCGCAGGCGCGACGUCCACUCCCAGUCCAUUCCCACCGUUCCCCCCACGCCGAUCGGCUCGGACGCCGGAUCCGCCGCGGGCAUCGAGGACGACGACGAGCACAACCACAAGAACGACAUGAUGGAGCUCCUCGUCGGUGACGUCAAGGGCCGUGUUGCCAUCCUCAUCGACGACAUGAUCGACACCGGCCACACUGUCCGUCUCGCCGCCGGCGUUCUCCGCGACUCGGGUGCUACCGAGGUCUACGCGCUCAUCUCGCACGGCCUCCUCUCCGAGGCGACGAUGGAGAACCUCCGCGACCUGCCCGUCAAGAAGCUCGUUGUCUCGAACUCGAUCGACCAGACCGAGCGCGUCGCUGCCCUCAAUGGCCAGCUCGACACGAUCGACAUUGCCCCCGUCAUCGCCGAGUCGAUCCGCCGCACCCACAACGGCGAGUCGAUCUCGGCCCUGUUCAAGAACGACUUCUUCUGA
Molecule: messenger RNA, 1071 nt
Organism: Trichosporon asahii var. asahii CBS 2479
Lineage: Eukaryota; Fungi; Basidiomycota; Tremellomycetes; Trichosporonales; Trichosporonaceae
Exons: 3
Coding region: 1-1071 (356 amino acids)
Biological process (GO): purine nucleotide biosynthetic process; ribonucleoside monophosphate biosynthetic process; 5-phosphoribose 1-diphosphate biosynthetic process
Cellular component (GO): cytoplasm; ribose phosphate diphosphokinase complex
Molecular function (GO): ribose phosphate diphosphokinase activity; magnesium ion binding
Source: RefSeq, a predicted model, not a curated record